AUGGCUGACUUCACGCAACUAGUGGCCGACUGCAAUGUGCCAGCAGCUGUCGCCCCUUUGCUUUCAGCAUUCGACGUUGCUUUGUUUGCCCGGUCCUGCACCACUUCGGCAGAGCUUGAAGAGUUGGUGAACCACUUUCUGGCGGAAGCCUCAGUUACUGAUGCAGCUGAGCGCUUUAUCACCAAAGCUUCGCUUCGCUUGCUCUUUUGCAAAUGCCGAACUUCAGAGGGCAUGGCAUCCUUGGAAGCCGCUCCCACUCCCACCACACCGCUUGGGGAUGGGCCUCCCGCUGCUACCCCGGCUCCCCCGGCCACGCCUCCGCUUUCCAGCUCCUGGCAAGAGGCUUGGCCUGCGAAGCUGAGUGGGGAGCGAACCGCGGCGCUUAGGAAGAGGUUCGAGGAGGACUACCCCACUGAACUUCUUGACGCCGAGAGCUUUCCAAGCGCCCGCUUAUUGGCCCUCACCAAUAAGAUGCUUUCAGACAAGGAGGUGCGAUGGAUUCCUUGGAAGUACCGCUUAAGCGCUCGUGCUCAAGAAGACAGUCUCCUCGUUCGGCCCAGGAAACAGGCCCGCUUUGACCUAACAGAGCUCUUUCUGGACGAGGCGCCUACACGUGACAUACAUGAAGGCCCCGCUUCCUUUGGCCUCGUCACUCAGCUUCUGUCACUGGCUGCCAAUGCCAUUGCGCUCUGUCAAGGUGCACAUCUUGGUUCUCUGAAGCUUUAUAAUAAACGCUUCAUGAGGAUCUGCUUCACGAAGUACGAUGCCGCCGCCAGCUUACGAGGUCCCACUACCAUGGAAGCCCAGGCCGCCGACCGCCGCUGUUGGGAAAUCAUCGCCGACUUAGUCAAUGUGCACCACUGGAAGUUGGACGAUGCGCUUCACGAAGUGGCCGAGGUGCGCUCUGACAUGCACAGCCUGCUUGCACCGAGGCCCUUUAUUCCCAAACCGAAGUUCGACCCGGACAACAGCUGGAAGGCCCGCUUCACAGGCAACGGUCGAGGCGGCAAAGGCGGUGGCCGCGGCGGCAAAGGCCGUGACGGCAAGGGCGAGAAGGGAGAGCGCUUUGAGAGAGGGGGCAAAGGUGGCAAGGGCAAGGACAACAAGCAAGCCUCCCCCCCCGGCAAGUGGCUUUCCACCCUCUUCAUGGAUGGCAAACGUCAGACGCUUUGCAUGAGUUACCAGAGCGGGCAGUGCAAGGACCCGGCCACAUGCCGCUACUUGCACAGAUGCGCAGAAACCCACUUCAGCGAGCUGCGGGACAUCGCUGAGGAGGUCACGACCGUCCCGCUUAGUGUGCCGGCACAACCGUCAGGCUCAGCAGGGGCCACUUCGGCACUGCCCAAGGCACGUGCCCUAGUCUCCGAUGCAGCAUCGGCACUCAGUGAAGGCUCUCUCGAUUUCGCUACUUGCUUGGAGCUUCUAGCGCAGUACUUUUCCAUUCCCUUCGCUUCUUCUUCUCUCUGCCCCGACAAUGCCAUUGCAGCCUCUGAAGCAUAUUUCAAUUUGGGGGCUUUCGCUUUUGACAAUGGCGCCAGGUCGGGCAUCUUUCAGCGUACCGAGCAAUUUUCAGACGUUCUUCGAUUCUUGAACGCUUUUAUGCAGCUUCAGUUCCCUGAAGCCUCCUGGAGCUCCCUCUGCGUCAGCCACAACGUUCGCACCCGCUUACACACAGAUUCUGGCAACGCUGCAGGGUCUCUGAAUCACACAGUUUCACUUGGCAACUUCAGCGGUGGCGAGGUUUGGCUUUGCCCCGCUUUGAACCAGGCGGCUUCUCAGGUACCAGCCCCCUUGGAUGCCUCAUCCGAGGCGCACAGUGCAUCUGAAGCGGGUACAGGCGAGGUGCGCGACACAUGGCACGCGCCGCUCUCCUUUAGCUGUGAAGCACUUCACUGUACGCUUCCGAUACAAGGAGACCGGUGGGUAUUGACUGCCUACACUUGCAAGAGCCUAGACCGCUUUGAUGCAACGUCACUGGCACACCUGAGGUCUCUGGGCUUCCCGCUCCCGCCGGCAACCCCAUGCCACCCGCAGUCAAUACAUCCCCCGCUCAAGGACACGACAUGCGUGGAGCUCUUCCUGGAUAUAUGCUGUGGGGCCGCUCACCCACUUACCACGGCGAUGUCUUCAUACGGAAUCACUUGUCUGCCCAUAGAUCUACUGGGCGAGGAGCAACUCGACCUGCUCAACGACGACACCUACGACCACUUGCUUCGGCUGUGCUUUGCUGGGAUCGUCCGCUUAGCUCACGGAUCGCCACCCUGCAAGGACUACUCCCGCUUGAAGCUUCGUCCAGGUGGACCUCCAGCCAUUCGAUCGCCGGAUCACAUGAAUGGACAUGCUUUCCGAAAUACAGGCCUCACUGGUCAAUAUCCCGGCAUGUUCAGUGGGACAAGCUAUAGCAAAAUCGAGGCCACCAGUCCGUCGCAGGAACCAGGGACGAACACGGGCAGUGCACUUGUUUUCUUCGGCAAGACCUGCUUAUUCGGUUGCGCCCUGUACCAGUCCGACAGCUUACACGACCUGCGGAAGGUGGAGGAAUGCCUUCGGCACCGACUUGUCAGCCGCAAACAGCUUGACAAACUGCUAGGUCUGCUUCAGUGGAUUCUGCAUGGUCUUCCUGCUUUACGCCCCUGGCUAUGCACUCUGUAUGAUGACAUGCAUAGACCACUUGGUACCAAUGUCAGCAUCAGCCCAGUUGUUUGGCCAGGCAUCCACUCUUACCUGGACGACAAGCUUCGCUUCACAGGUUGCCCCCCGGGCACGGGCAUUUCACCUGGCUCAACGCUGCUUUCAGCUCGGCAUAAGCCUCUGAAGAGUAAAGAAGACCUGGCUCUAGUCCCCGUAAGCACAAAGCGCAUGUGGCUCCGAGUUACGGACCCCACUUCCUCCAAGCGGCGCUUAUGUGAAUCCAGCAGAGAAACCCUUGCCUUCUUUGCCCACUUGAGCUCCAGGGACUGGCGGCCCAGGCCACUUCGACCACCACCUACCAGUUCGGUGGAGUCGGCCGCAGAUGCUUUCGGCAAGGGCAAUGAUUGUGGCGUGGGAGGUUGGCUCCUCCUCCCCAGCGGACGCCUGCUUUGGUUUGCUCACCGCUACACAGUCAAAGACUUCCUGGACUUAGGCCUACCCAUGCAAGCAGAUGCCAACCUCGACAUCUCCAGCUACGAGACAUUGGCACAGUGCUUUGUGCUUUUGGCUUUUUGGAAAGCCCAUGGUUCCGGUCGCUUGGCUUUGACAUUACCAGCUUUGAUGAGCGAUAAUAGUGGUGCGGAGUCUGUGUGUAAUAAGCUUUACACCUCUAAAGUACCACUUAACCUUUUCGUUCGCAAGCUUUCAAUGUGGAGCUCGAUUACCGGUGUCACUUUUGGACUGCAGCCAUAUAGCUGGCGAGAAGAACGAUGA
Molecule: messenger RNA, 3405 nt
Organism: Symbiodinium sp. CCMP2592
Lineage: Eukaryota; Dinophyceae; Suessiales; Symbiodiniaceae
Source: the annotation of a GenBank genome assembly